CUUCUUCAAACGCGAUCUCGGUGGAAGCUGGUUCGCUGUAGUCCUGCCGGCUCUGUAGACGAGGGUGCUAAUCGGGGCAGAAGACUGCGUCGGUUCUACAACGUCAGAGGUUUUUUUUUUUUCCCCAAGAAAACAUCACCACUAUACAGACGCCCCCGUCAUUCGUCUUACACACACACACACACGCACGCUUUUAUUCCGGUACAUCUCAUCACCAUCGUUCGUUUCCCCUCUUCUGCGCUAAGAUCAUGUCGAACCCGGCCAUGUCGACCAAGGAGGAGAAACCCGAAGAACAGAAGGGGAACCAGUCCAGUUGGAAAGAUUUUCUCUACAAUCCGAGAACUGGGGAGUUUAUUGGUCGCACGGCCAGCAGUUGGGCCCUCAUUUUGCUUUUCUACGUGGUGUUCUACGGCUUCCUGGCGGGCAUGUUCACGCUCACCAUGUGGGUGAUGCUGCAGACGCUGGACGACAACACGCCCAAGUACCGCGACAGAGUGUCCAACCCAGGUUUGGUGAUCAGGCCAAAGUUCAUGGAUAUCAUGUUUAACCGAUCUGAUCCUCUCAAGUACAAGCAGUACGUUCAGCACCUGGAGUCUUUCUUACAGCCCUACAAUGACACGGAGCAGGAGAAGAACGACCUGUGCAUGUACGGGGAGUACACGGUGCAGGACCAGGAGGAGGUGAAGAGGGCUUGCCAGUUCAAACGCAGCCUCCUGGGGGAGUGCUCCGGCCUGGUCGACAGCAGCUUCGGCUACGCCCAGGGCAAGCCCUGCGUCCUGGUCAAGAUGAACCGGAUCAUCGGAUUGAAGCCAGGGGGCGAUCCGACUAUUAACUGCACAUCAAAGAGAGAAAGUGACCUGGCGAUGGAGUACUACCCCAGCGAGGGCAGGAUCGAUAAGAUGUACUUCCCCUACUACGGGAAAAAGGCCCACAAGAGCUACGUCCAGCCCCUGGUGGCGGUGCAGCUGCUGCUGACCCGGGAGGACUACGGGAAGGAGCUGAGCGUGGAGUGCAAGCUGAGGGGCACCGACCUGCGGAACGACGACGACCGCGACAAGUUCCUGGGCCGUGUCACCUUCCGGGUCAAGGUGACGGAGUGAGGGGGGCGGAGCCUCGUUUCCCGUGUCAUGGUGACGGAGUGAGGGGGCGGAGCCUCGUUUUCCACGUGUUCCUCCCGCACUACCCUCCCUAAAACCCCCCCCCCCACCCCACCCCUUCCCCCCCCUCUCCCCUUUCCCCAGCCUGUGGCCCCUCCCACCUGGGACUCAUCCCAAUGCUCCUGCCCCCCCAAGCCCCCCCCCCCCCCCAAUGACCACCCUUUGCACUGUACUGAAGGAUCACGGCGGGGGGGGGGGUCUUGGGGAAAGGGGUACUCUUUUUAGCACAAUGGGGGGCCAGUGGUAGGGAAGUGGUGGGGGGGGGGGGGCGAAGUUUCACGGCAAGAUCCGCCAAACCUAGUCUCACCCCCACGCAUUGAAACGAACAAAACGACACCCUCUCCCCCCACCCCCACCCCCCACCGUCACCCUCACCCCACCAACCUGCAACAACCGUUUUUUCAAAGAUCUUGAACUUUAUGAGAUGGUGCCAUAUUAGGGACCUGUAAAUAGCUGUACUUGAAGUUCCUCUGGACUCCCCUCGUCUCCAGUUUCUGUGCAGUCUUUGUGUUGUGCCGUUCUGUAUGUACAUGUACAUGUUAAUGGAUUCCAACACUGUUUUUUCUGGGUUAGCUCACGUCACGUCAGGACCGUUGUAAUAAAUGAUAAAGGAAAUAAAAAUAAGUAUAUAAUGUAAUAAAAAAAAUUUAAAAUAAAUAUGUUUCUAAAAGAAAAUAAUACAACAACAAAAAAAAUCUUAUCUGAAACCACCUGGGAAAUGUUUAAAGGAAGUGAUUUUUUUCAACCUCUGUUGGACUUGCAUUGUCUAAACAGAUGCCUUAAAACCUGUAAGAUCUCUUGAAAUAAAGGUGAUUUUAAACAAC
Molecule: messenger RNA, 1981 nt
Organism: Anguilla rostrata (American eel)
Lineage: Eukaryota; Metazoa; Chordata; Actinopteri; Anguilliformes; Anguillidae
Gene: atp1b3a
Product: ATPase Na+/K+ transporting subunit beta 3a
Exons: 7
Coding region: 249-1100 (283 amino acids)
Biological process (GO): intracellular potassium ion homeostasis; sodium ion export across plasma membrane; potassium ion import across plasma membrane
Cellular component (GO): sodium:potassium-exchanging ATPase complex
Molecular function (GO): ATPase activator activity
Source: RefSeq, a predicted model, not a curated record